CUGAACCUGGUUGCAGUGAGGAACCCAGUCUCUCCCAUUCCGGUGCCCCUCGCCUUCUCCCGGCCCCCUGCCGCUGCUGCAACUCACCCCACAAUCCCGGAUAUAAGUCCUGCCCCUUUAAGAGGAAAAAAAGCUUCCCCCGCCUGCCUUCCACCCUACCCAUCUACAAGGACCUUUGUCUCCCCACCCCCUCUGUCAGUCGGCCCCGCCCCAUGUCCCCGCCCCCUCCAAAGCUGAGGAACCAAUGGGUGAAGAAAAUAAGGCCGGGGUAUGACGUCAGCAUGUCCGGCCAAUCACAGGGCGCGUUGGUGGGAGGCCUUGCGGAGGGCGCGCCCGGAGGAAGGAAGGCAGGAGAAAGGAAGCUUGAAGUCAAGAUGGAGACUGGUAGUGGCUCUGCCACUGCUGUGGCGAACGGGGACUUGGGAUCCCAGAGGGACUGGAGCCUGGUGCCUGAGCGGCUUCAGAGUCGAGAACAUGAGCGGCAAGUGGAGGUGGAAAGGCGGAAACAAAAGCGGCAGAACCAGGAGGUGGAGGAGGAGAACAGCGACUUUUUCGCCGCCGCCUUCUCUCGGGAGCGAUCGGCCGUGGAAGAGCUUCUGGAAGGGGAGUCCAUCGAGCAGCUGGAGGAGGCGGCCGCUCGGCUGCAGGGGCUGCAGAAACUACUCAACGACUCGGUUUUGUUCCUGGCCGCCUACGACUUGCGGCAGGGACAAGAGGCGUUGGCGCGGCUGCAGGAGGCCCUGGCCAAGCGGCGCCGGGAGCUGCAGCCUAAGAAGCGUUUCGCUUUCAAGACCCGCAGGAAGGAUGCUGCUUCAGCCACCAAAGUAGAUUCGGCUCCCGGCGCCCCGGCAGCGGAAGGCAUCCUGGCCUCCCCGCCGCCCUUGAAGGAGGAGGAAGGCUUCGGCUCCAGCUGGAUCUGCGGCUUCUCCAACCUGCAGUCCCAAGUCUUGGAGAAGAGGGCCGAGGAGCUGCACCAGCGGGACGUCCUUUUGACCCAACUGAUUAACUGCACGAUCAAACUGUAUGGCAAUCCCAACACCCUGCGGCUGACCAAGGCUCGAGGCUGCACGCUGCUCUGCGGCCCGGUGUCCACCUCCGUGUUCCUGGAGAACUGCAGUGACUGCGUGCUGGCCGUGGCCUGCCAGCAGCUCCGCGUACACACCACGAAAGACACCCGCAUCUUCCUGCAGGUGACCAGCAGGGCCAUCGUGGAGGACUGCACCGGGAUACAGUUCGCCCCGUACACCUGGAGCUACCCGGGGAUCGACAAGGACUUCGAGGGCUCUGGUUUAGACAGGAGCAAAAAUAACUGGAGCGACGUUGACGAUUUCAACUGGCUGGCCCGUGAUGUGGCCUCCCCAAACUGGAGUAUUCUUCCUGAAGAAGAGCGAAGGAUCCAGUGAGACUAAGCAGUUGUCACUCUUUUCUUCAAUCCUACCAAAUACACUCCUCUGUGGGACUGACUCCAGCUAAUGGGACCCCCAAAUUUACUUCUUGUCACGCUCGCUGUCUGUUUUCAUUAUUUUAAGACUUUAGAUUGUGAUAGGCUCCUACUUUCGAUUUCCAUUAAAUUUGUGGCAGGUCUAGCACUUUAAAGAAUUUUUGCUAUUUUG
This is a messenger RNA of Kogia breviceps (pygmy sperm whale), 1613 nucleotides long. The record is from RefSeq and is a predicted model, not a curated record. NCBI's taxonomy places the organism in Eukaryota, Metazoa, Chordata, Mammalia, Artiodactyla, Physeteridae.